UAUAUCUAUCACUUGAACAACACAACAGGGUAUCACCGUCUCUGGACCCAUCAAGCCUACAAAUCCUGCCUCCCGCUCCGCAUCGUGCUCGCAGCCCUGGGCGCCGGCGCCCUCCAGCUCCCCCAUCUGCGUCUGGGCCGCCGACCACCGCGCUCACCACCGCUUCACCGACACCGAUCGUGACCCUACAACGCCAAACGCGGUCUCCUCUACACUCACAUUGGCUGGAUCUUCACCUACAACCCCGAGAGGUUUGGCCCUAAGACUGAAGGGGUAGACCUGAGCGACCUCGACCGCGACUCCGUGGUAGUUGGGCAACGGCGCGCCUACUACCCGCUGGCGGGGCUGAUGGGCUUCCUGCUACCGGCAGCCGUGCGGCCGGCACGCUGUGGGGCGACUGGUACGGCGGGUUCCUGUACGCCGGGUGUCUGCGGGUGGUGCUCGUGUGGCAUGUCUCGUACUGCAUCAACUCGCUCGCCCACUGGAUCGGUGAGCAGCCGUACUCAACACUCAAUACCGCACGGAACUGUGCGCUGCUGGCGGUGGUCACCCUCGGCGAGGGGUAUCAUAACUAUCAUCAUGCGUUUCCGGGAGACUACCGACAUGGGGUCCGACGCGGGAAUUUGGACGUUACCAAGUGGUGGAUUUGGGCCUGGGAGCGCAUGGGCCUGGUUUGGGAUGUGAGGAGGUCUACU
This is a messenger RNA of Aspergillus uvarum CBS 121591, 695 nucleotides long. RefSeq lists its product as uncharacterized. The transcript has a single exon. The coding region runs from base 349 to 684 and encodes 111 amino acids. NCBI's taxonomy places the organism in Eukaryota, Fungi, Ascomycota, Eurotiomycetes, Eurotiales, Aspergillaceae. The record is from RefSeq and is a predicted model, not a curated record.